This is a messenger RNA of Jaculus jaculus (lesser Egyptian jerboa), 991 nucleotides long. It is a transcript of the gene Spi1, whose product is annotated as Spi-1 proto-oncogene. Lineage: Eukaryota; Metazoa; Chordata; Mammalia; Rodentia; Dipodidae. The transcript is spliced from 5 exons. Gene Ontology annotation, cellular component: nucleus. The coding region runs from base 173 to 991 and encodes 272 amino acids. Gene Ontology annotation, molecular function: sequence-specific DNA binding; DNA-binding transcription factor activity, RNA polymerase II-specific. The record is from RefSeq and is a predicted model, not a curated record. Gene Ontology annotation, biological process: regulation of transcription by RNA polymerase II; cell differentiation.
UGCAAUGUCAAGGGAGGGGGCUCGCCCAGGGCUCCUGUAGCUCAGGGGGCAGGCCUGAGCCCUGCGUCCUUCCCAGGACUGUCCAGCCCCCUGACCGGGGCACCCCAUCCUGAGGGGCUUCGCACUGGCCCCCACCGAAGCAGGGGAUCUGACCGACUUGGAGCUCAGCUGGAUGGUACAGACGUGCAAAAUGGAAGGGUUCCCCCUCGUCCCCCCUCAGCCAUCGGAAGAGCUGGUUUCCUAUGACCCGGAUCUGUACCAACGCCAGACACACGACUACUACCCCUUCAUUGGCAGCGAUGGAGAAAGCCACAGCGAUCAUUACUGGGACUUUCACCCACACCACAUGCACAAUGAGUUCGAGAGCUUCACAGAGAACCACUUCACGGAGCUGCAAAGCGUGCAGCCGCCUCAGCUGCAGCAGCUCUACCGCCACAUGGAGCUGGAGCAGAUGCAUGUCCUCGACACCCCCAUGGCACCACCCCAUGCCAGCCUGGGCCACCAGGUUUCCUACAUGCCCCGGAUGUGCUUCUCUUACCCACCCUUGUCCCCAGCCCACCAGCCGAGCUCAGAUGAGGAGGAGGGAGAGCGGCAGAGCCCCCCACUGGAAGUGUCUGAUGGGGAGGCUGACGGCCUGGAGCCUGGGCCUGGCCUUCUGCAUGGAGAGACAGGCAGCAAAAAGAAGAUCCGCCUGUACCAGUUCCUUCUGGACCUGCUGCGCAGCGGCGACAUGAAGGACAGCAUCUGGUGGGUGGACAAGGACAAGGGCACCUUCCAGUUCUCGUCCAAGCACAAGGAGGCGCUGGCGCACCGCUGGGGCAUCCAGAAGGGGAACCGCAAGAAGAUGACCUACCAGAAGAUGGCGCGCGCGCUGCGCAACUACGGCAAGACGGGCGAGGUGAAGAAGGUCAAGAAGAAGCUCACCUACCAGUUCAGCGGCGAGGUGCUGGGCCGCGGGGGCCUGGCCGAGCGGCGCCUCCCCGCGCACUGA